CCACCACCACUUCGCUUAUAAUGACUUCACCCUCGUCUCCUUCCUCUCGUCCACCAUCAUGAACCAGAUGUUCGUCAACGACGCAGUGAAUCCCAGAAAACCCAUUCCAUCAAAACUAGUUGUAAUCCUCCUCAUUCUCUCAUUCAGUCCACUUUGCAGUCGGGCCCUCAAAAUACCACCUCCUCUUCCCAUCUUGCCCGUGCCCUCUUCUCCACAGCUCCAGUGGCAACUCAGUUCCACGGCUAUGUUCCUUCAUUUCGGACCCAACACCUUCACUGACUCCGAAUGGGGCUCUGGAAUGGCCGACCCGUCCGUAUUCAACCCGACCCGAAUCAACGCUUCCCAGUGGGUCAGUGUUGCCAAGGACGCCGGGUUCUCGCGCGUGAUACUCACUGCGAAGCAUCACGAUGGAUUCUGCCUGUGGCCUAGCGAGUACACGGACUACUCGGUGAGGUCGAGCCCGUGGAGGUAUGGGAUUGGAGACGUUGUUGCAGAGCUAGCUAUUGCUGCCAAGGAUGCUGGUCUUGAUCUCGGGCUGUAUUUGUCUCCGUGGGACCGGCACGAGGCAACUUACGGGAAGACUCAUGAGUACAAUGAGUUCUACAUGGCUCAGAUGACUGAGUUGUUGACUCGUUAUGGAGAGAUAAAGGAGGUAUGGCUGGAUGGUGCGAAAGGGGAGGGGGAGAAGGACAUGGAGUACUUCUUUGAUAGUUGGUUCAGUCUUAUUCACCAGCUUCAGCCAGGAGCUGUCAUAUUUUCUGAUGCUGGUCCUGACACCAGGUGGAUCGGGGACGAGGCUGGCGUUGCUGGAUCUACUUGCUGGUCCCUCUUCAAUCGAAGUGAUGCCAAGAUUGGUGGUACCGAUCCAAAAUACUCACAGGAAGGAGACCUUCUAGGUCAUGACUGGGUACCUCCGGAGUGCGAUGUCUCCAUCAGACCUGGUUGGUUCUGGCAUGCAUCAGAAGUUCCAAAGUCGGCAAAAACCCUUCUUGACAUAUAUUACAAAUCAGUUGGCAGAAAUUGCAUCUUCCUACUAAAUGUGCCUCCAAACUCUUCAGGCCUUAUAUCAGCUGAAGAUGUAGAAGUGCUUCAGGAGUUCAGUGAGUUGCGGAAGGCCAUUUUUUCACAUAAUUUAGCGGAGAACGCCAUUAUUUACGCCAGCAGCAUUCGAGGAGGUCAUAGGAGCUCUCAAUUUGAGCCCUACAAUGUCCUCAAAGAAGGAAUUUACCCAUACUGGGCUCCUGAAGAGAAUCAAUCUGAAUGGAUAUUAUACCUAAACCUUCAAGAAUCGGUAUCUUUUAACGUUUUGAGAAUUCAAGAGCCAAUUCACAUGGGACAACGCAUUAUUGCUUUCCAUAUUGAGGUCCUGAAUGAUAAUGGGGAAUGGAAGCAAGCGAUCAGUGGCACCACUGUGGGAUAUCAGAGGCUACUGCGAUUCCCAACUGAAAAAUCUCGGCAUUUGAAGUUUGUCAUUGACAAUUCUCGUGCAGAGCCACUUAUUUCUUACUUGGGUAUUUAUUUGGAUCAAUUUUCUAUCUUGACAAGUACAUUUAAUACAGGUUCGCAUGGCAGCUUCAAUGGAAGUCAAGUUCUUCAGCAAAGUACACACAAUUGUUCUCAAACUGCUGCCGUAUCGUAGUAAAUGUCUGAAUUGCACAGCUCAUUUUUCAUCUCAUGGAUUUAAAUCAUUGAAUUACCUGCAUUAUUUCACAUCAGUUUCAAUUUCUGAAUUGCUGGCAAAUUUUAGUCAAGUUGCAAGGUUGAGCUUUUGCAUCCUAUCCAAAAAUCCUGUCAACAGACCUUGAACAGGCGCUCCAUCAUCCUGACUCUAGCCGUAGAUUUACUAAGGAAAGAUAUUAGGUGUUCCAUUUACGGAGGAAGGUUCUGUCUUCAUCUUGUGGAAAUAGCUUGAAUCUGGCAGUGUCGCCUGCUAACCAGUCCCGAUUUGGUGGCAAGGAGAUUUCUACCUCGACAAGAUGUUGGGAAGAAAAACUGGAGAAGGAUCCUUCAAAGACAAUAGAUGAAAGUGUUCAUCUGCAAUGAUGCAAGAAAUGUAAUGAUAAAUGAGAUGAAUCAUAAAUGACAUACCUUUGCAUUUUAAGUUAUCUUCAGAUUUUGAAGUAGCCCAUC
Messenger RNA from Tripterygium wilfordii, 2130 nucleotides. Its product is annotated as alpha-L-fucosidase 1-like. Gene Ontology annotation, cellular component: lysosome. NCBI's taxonomy places the organism in Eukaryota, Viridiplantae, Streptophyta, Magnoliopsida, Celastrales, Celastraceae. Gene Ontology annotation, molecular function: alpha-L-fucosidase activity. The record is from RefSeq and is a predicted model, not a curated record. The transcript is spliced from 3 exons. Bases 59 to 1639 code for a protein of 526 amino acids. Gene Ontology annotation, biological process: fucose metabolic process; glycoside catabolic process.